Molecule: messenger RNA, 1514 nt
Organism: Gastrolobium bilobum
Lineage: Eukaryota; Viridiplantae; Streptophyta; Magnoliopsida; Fabales; Fabaceae
Product: vicilin-like seed storage protein At2g28490
Exons: 5
Coding region: 9-1514 (501 amino acids)
Source: RefSeq, a predicted model, not a curated record
ACAAAGCUAUGGGAAACAAAACCACCCUUUUGCUCUUUCUCCUUAUUCUUUGCCAUGAAGUGGCCAUAACAAUAGGCUUCCUUGAAGAUGAAGAUUGGAGGAUAGAGUUGGAAAAUAGAGAAGAGAGGCCUUCAAGUUCAUCAUCAGAUCAUAUGUUUUUGAUGCAGAACUCCAAGAGUGUGGUCAAGACUGAUGCAGGGGAGAUGCGAGUAUUGAAAAGCCAAGGUGGUAGGAUUUUGGAUAGACGCAUGCACAUUGGCUUCAUCACUAUGGAACCAAGGUCCUUGUUCGUUCCUCAGUACCUCGACUCCAAUUUGAUCAUAUUCCUUCUUAGAGGGGAAGCAAAGUUGGGAUUCAUAUACAAAGAUGAACUAGCGGAAAGGCAUUUGAAGAUAGGGGAUGUAUAUGUAAUUCCAGCAGGUACUGCAUUCUAUUUGGUGAAUAUAGGGAAAGGUCAGAGACUUCAAAUCAUUUGCAGCAUUGACACCUCAGAGAGCAUUGGAGUAGAUAACUUCCAGGCCUUCUAUAUUGGAGGAGGAGCCAAUCCACAAUCAGUGCUUUAUGGAUUCGAGCCUGUGAUCCUUGAAACUGCAUUUAACGAAUCAAGAAAGGAGCUAAGGAAAAUCUUCAACACGAAACUAGAUGGGCCAAUUGUGUUUGUGGAUGAGUCUCUUGCCCCAAGCCUAUGGACAAAAUUCCUUGACCUGAAGAAGGAAGACAAAGUGCAACAACUAAAGAAAAUGGUGCAAGACCAAGAAGAAACUAGUGAAGAAGAAGAAGAGAAGCAAACAAGUUGGUCAUGGAGGAAGCUCUUGGAAACUGUAUUAGGAAACGAGAACAAGAAGAUAGAGAACAAGGGCAAUGCUGAUUCCCCUGACUCUUACAACAUCUAUGACAGAAAACCAGAUUUCAAAAACGCUUAUGGUAGGAGCAUUGCACUUCAUGGAGGCGAUUAUUCUCCACUGAAAACAGCUGACAUUGGCGUUUAUCAUGUUAAUCUCACAGCGGGUUCUAUGAUGGCACCCCAUGUGAAUCCGAGAGCAACAGAAUAUGGCAUAGUUCUAAGAGGUUCUGGAACAAUUCAGAUAGUGUUUCCAAACGGAAGCAAUGCAAUGAACACUGAAAUCAAAGAAGGGGAUGUGUUCUUUGUACCGAGAUACUUCCCUUUCUGUCAAAUAGCAUCAAGAAGUGGACCCUUAGAGUUCUUUGGUUUCACCACUUCUGCAAGGAAGAACAAGCCACAGUUUCUGGCUGGUACUAUGUCCCUUCUUAGGACUAUGAUGGGGCCUGAGCUUGCGGCUGCGUUUGGUGUGAGUGAGGACACUCUGAGGCGCGUGGUUGAUGCUCAGCAUGAGGGUGUGAUACUUCCCUCUGCAUGGGCUGCACCUGGAGAUGCAGUGAAGAAGGAGGAGGAGGAGGAGGACCCUUUGGAGUUGAAGGAAGAGAAGGUGCAGAUGAUGCAGCCAAAGGCUAUCAAAAGCUUUGCCAAUGAUAUGGUUAUGAAUGUUCUUUAG